UUGGCAGUCUGCAAAUAACUGGGAGCAGUGGAGCAACGUUGGGCUUCCCAACUGGCAUUGUUUGAUUUUGAAAUCAAGUAUUGCCCAGGGGCUAUGAACCCUAAUGCUGAUGCCCUUUCUUGUCAAGUUAGAUCUCCCACCCUUAGGAUUGUACCCUACGUAGUCCCAGGGAUCAAGAUUCCAGCAUGGGCUAAGGCAUCCCCAGCUGGUACCCUAGUCACCGCCGCUACUUCCAUGGUCGGUGCUUUUCCAGUGAGAGAGAAAGUUGAUCUCCAAGCUUUACAGAAAAUGGACCCAGUGAUAGGCCCUUUUUUGCAUUACAGGGGGAGAGGUCAACCACCUACAGCAGGGGAGCGCAAGGGGGAGUCGGAAGAAGUUUUGGAAUUGGAGUGAAGCUCAGAAUCACCCCCAGACAGACAAUGAUAAAGGACCUGUGUGCUCGUGAUGCAGAGGGCACGAAAAAUGAGCUUGGUCAAGGCAAGAGACCAGCCACAGGGGGGCUGUCCAGCCAAAUCACACCCAUGCAGUUUCCAGCUUUCGACUGGCCACAUCGGUCCUCCACCCUGGGUUCCCGGGAGCUGGAUAUCGGCCUUAACCAGGUCACCAAGCGCCAGAGGAAGCUGCUGCUGAAGAAUCCCCCUGCUGCGCAGCCACUCAGCCCCUCUCUGCACAGCUGGUGGAGGCUCUCGAAGGUCCAAGAGGCACGCAAGAGGCUCAUGAAGGAGGUGUGCGCAAAGUAUAAGAGCAACAUCAAGCAGACGGUAACGCUCCAUCACGUGUCACGAAUCUUUGUGGAGGACCGCUACAAGCUGUUAUACUGUGAAGUGCCCAAGGUAGGCUGCUCCAACUGGAAGAGGGUGCUGAUGGUGCUUGGGGGUGUAGCCUCAUCCACUCAUGAGAUCAAGCAUGACGCCGUGCACUACGGCAACCACCUCAAACGGCUAGACAGCUUCGACCGGCAGGGCAUUGGCCAGCGGCUGCAGAGCUACACCAAAGUGCUCUUCGUGCGUGAGCCCCUGGAAAGGCUGGUGUCGGCCUACCGGGACAAGUUUGAGAACCCCAACUCCUACUACCACCCUGUGUUUGGGAAGCCUAUCAUCUCCAAAUAUCGUGCCAACGCCUCACAGGUGGCUCUCAGGACAGGCACUGGUGUGACCUUCAAGGAGUUCAUGCAGUACCUCCUGGACGUGAAUCGGCCAGUGGGCAUGGACAUCCACUGGGAGCACGUCAACCAGCUCUGCAGCCCCUGCCUACUGGACUAUGACUUCAUUGGGAAGUUUGAGGCCAUUGAGGAGGAGGCCAAUUUCCUCCUGCGGAAGACUGGUGCCCCAAGCAACCUCACCUUCCCCAGCUUCAAGGACAGGCACCCGCAUGCCGUGCGCACCUCGGCCGAAAUCACACAGCGCUACUUUGCACAGCUCAACGCCUUUGAGAGGCAGAGGGCCUAUGACUUCUACUACAUGGACUACCUGAUGUUCAACUAUUCCAAGCCUUUCAAAGAUCUAUACUGAGGCCUGCGACAGUAUACUGGCAGUAGACUGGCCGGACUCACCAUGUUCGCUUCACAGGCUUAUCACAGAUCAGAUGCCACCCCCCCCAAAAGUUGUGUGGAUUUUUUCACUUAAUCUCUAAGAAUGAAGAAAUAUCUACUUUAUUAAAAGAACCUGUCAGAUCACC
This is a messenger RNA of Megalops cyprinoides (Indo-Pacific tarpon), 1677 nucleotides long. RefSeq names its product carbohydrate sulfotransferase 8-like. Gene Ontology annotation, biological process: proteoglycan biosynthetic process; carbohydrate biosynthetic process. Bases 420 to 1511 code for a protein of 363 amino acids. Lineage: Eukaryota; Metazoa; Chordata; Actinopteri; Elopiformes; Megalopidae. The record is from RefSeq and is a predicted model, not a curated record. The transcript is spliced from 3 exons. Gene Ontology annotation, molecular function: sulfotransferase activity. Gene Ontology annotation, cellular component: membrane.